Messenger RNA from Letharia columbiana, 504 nucleotides. RefSeq lists its product as uncharacterized. The transcript has 2 exons. NCBI's taxonomy places the organism in Eukaryota, Fungi, Ascomycota, Lecanoromycetes, Lecanorales, Parmeliaceae. The coding region runs from base 1 to 504 and encodes 167 amino acids. The record is from RefSeq and is a predicted model, not a curated record.
AUGGCCUCCAUCGUACAGGCACAUAAUCUUGCGCCAUCCCAGCCCCUAGCCACUUCUCAAUGGGCACAUAAGUAUCGUGGGGCUACGGUAGAAGACCUCGACCCACCUCCCGCACUCUCCUCAAAACCAACAGACUCCAUCUCCACCGCUCUCAUGAAUGCAUACGAACGCGACUACACCCAUCUCACAGUCGUCUCUGAAGACACCCGUGCUCUGUUAGGCUACCUCAACAUCCCUCGGUUGAAAGAACUGUUGAAGAAUGGCACAGUCAAGGACUCAGACUACGUCGAAAAAGCCAUGCAGAAGUUCCAACGGAGAGGCAACGUCUACAAGGUCAUCACCAUGGACACACCGCUGGAGGAGCUGGAAGCGUUCUUCAACGGAGGAGUCAAUGAAAACGGACCGCAAGACUUUGCGGUGGUGACGGAUGGGAGUAGAAGAUUCGUGCUUGGUGUGGCUACGAAAAGUGAUUUGGAGGAGUUUGUGAAGAGGAGACCUGCAUGA